GAGGCUUUACUCCUCACACUUUCACUACAGCUCCACUAGGACUUACUACUUUCUCUGAAAGCUCAGCAAACCACUGCAGCUGAUCUCUUUGUGUUUCUUACCUAUUUAUUACACUAGCAAGUUAGUUAUGGCAUUUUUACCCAGAGCCCAUCUUCUGCUGCUGCUUGCAGUAGUUUGUAUUCAACUGAGUGGAGUCCUAGCUGAUGGACCUGACAGGUGCUGGUGUUUGAACAGUUUGAAGAAACGUGUCCCAAGAGAAGAAAUUGAAGAAUUCUCUAUUUUCCCCCGAAGAUCAAAGUGUGACAACGUUGAAAUCAUAUUGACACUAAAACCUGUGAAUAACUCAACUGAAGUCGUCCAGCGCUGCUUGAGUCCAGAAACAAAACAAGGAAUUAACCUGCAGGCUUGCUGGAACAAGAAGAACACCAACAACACUUCCCCAUUUAAGAUAUCCAACUGCUUCUAAAGCCAUAAAUGAAAGUGCAGAAGAGCACAGGAGGACAGAAGGGGGGAUCUGGAAACUCUAGAAACCCUGUAAGUGGAAUGUCUGUCACAUGACCCCGCACUGGCCAAUCAGAAUCCUGGGUUUUGAGUGUUGGCCUCAUGCAGCUGAUGGGAAAUCACAGAAGACCUGAAAACACCCGGAGCACUGCCAGUAACCGCCGGACGCAGAUGUUAUCGGCAAAAGCAUUUGGAUUAGAAUUCUCUUGCUGUAUGACUGAAGCACUGAAUGUAUCAUUACUCCAAACAGUAUUUAAAUGACUAUAUUUAAAUGGUUUUAUAAUUUAACUUAUUUUAUAAUGUCAAAAGUUAAAAUGUGUUUGACUAUUUUUGUCUGACAAGGCCCUUUAAUGUCAUAUGUGAUGUGUUAGAACUGACUGAGUCACAUUACAAUGUUUCUUUGACAUGACAUUUUAUAACACGUGAAAUACAUUUUGAGGCUACCAAACAAAAUAUUUUCAUAAUGGAAGCUACUUUAUACAAUUUUGCAAUAAAAGCCAAUUUCAAGUUAGUCUGCACAUUUAUUGUCCAAAUCCAUUAUAUUUUCCUCUUGAUAUGAGAAUGUGCGUAUGAUUAAUUGUAUAGGAAACAUGUAGCAGUAUUGCAUAGAUAAUAGACGUGGAGGAAGAUCAGAGAUUUUAUCCUUCUGAAGUAUCUUCACACUAUUUGCAGACUAUUAUGUGUAGAUUUUACACGAGCCCCAUCUACUGGUCAUGUCUAUAAAUGUACACUCAAAAUGCCUAGGUGUUAGUUUGACGAUUGACAAAAUAAUUAUUUAGCAGAUGCGUUUAUCCAAGUGUCUUGCUUAAGGGUGUGUGGUUCAAACCUUUUCGGCUUCCAGCCCAGACCUUUAACCACUAUGUCAAUUAAUUGAAUUAAAAAUGUGUUAAAAUAGAUACUGAGUAAAAAUUCAAGAAAACACAAUUUCACAUCAUCACACAUAUACAGCUCAUUAUAUUUACACGCUGUUAGACAACAGAAUGAAAUAAGCAGGGGGAAAUACUUUGCUUUUUUAUUUUAAA
Molecule: messenger RNA, 1523 nt
Organism: Sinocyclocheilus grahami
Lineage: Eukaryota; Metazoa; Chordata; Actinopteri; Cypriniformes; Cyprinidae
Product: C-X-C motif chemokine 11-like
Exons: 4
Coding region: 128-466 (112 amino acids)
Biological process (GO): immune response
Cellular component (GO): extracellular region
Molecular function (GO): chemokine activity
Source: RefSeq, a predicted model, not a curated record